CGCGGGCGAGCGCAGCGCGGUGCACCCCGGCUGAGCCUGGCGAGGGCCAGCGGCGCGCGGAGCCGGCGGAGCUGAGAGCGGUCAGGGGCUGAACCCCGCUUUCCCGGACGAACUACCACUCGGCUUGCCCGAGUCCCGGGACAUAACCGGGCCGGUCAGUGUGCCACCCGACCGCUCUGACCGCGGCGCUUCUGGCCCGCGAGGCGUGAGAGUGUCUCGGCUACCGACCCAGAGGGAGCACUCUGCCAGGAUGGGAGCUGCUCACAGGACGGACGUCUCCUUAAGGGUAAUGCUGACCAUUGGUUGGUUCAUCCUGGCCCACUUUCCUGGUGCCGCAUCCACAGGGUCAGCUGAGUGCCCUGAUCAGUGGCCUGAGUUGCAGCCCUGGAAUCCUGGCCAUGAUCCAGCACACUAUGUGUAUAUAGGCCAGGGCAGAGCACUGUUGCUCGCCUCUUCUGCCACGGUCUACUCCAUCCGCAUCUCAGAGGGAGGAAAGCUAGUCAUUAAAGACCAAGAUGAGGCCAUUGUUUUGCGUACCCGGCACAUCCUGAUUGACAGCGGAGGAGAGCUGCAUGCUGGGAGUGCCCUCUGCCCUUUCCAGGGCAAUUUCAGCAUCGUUCUGUAUGGAAGGGCUGAUGAUGGCAUUCAGCUAGACCCCUACUUUGGCCUCAAGUACAUUGGUGUCGACAGAGGAGGUACCCUUGAGUUGCAUGGACAGAAGAAGCUCUCUUGGACGUUUCUGAACAAGACUCUUCACCCUGGUGGCCUGGAAGAGGGAGGCUAUUUUUUUGAAAGGAGCUGGGGUCACCGUGGAGUCAUUGUCCAUGUCAUCGACCCCAAAUCAGGAACAGUCAUCCAUUCUGACAGAUUUGACACCUAUAGAUCCAAGAAAGAGAGUGAGCGUCUGGCCCAGUAUUUAAAUGCCGUGCCUGAUGGCAGGAUCCUUUCUGUUGCUGUGAACGAUGAAGGCUCUCGAAACUUGGAUGAUGUGGCCAGAAAGGCGAUGACCAAACUGGGCAGCAAACACUUCCUACACCUUGGAUUCAGACACCCUUGGAGUUUCCUAACUGUGAAAGGAAAUCCCUCUUCUUCCGUCGAAGACCACAUCGAGUAUCAUGGACACCACGGCUCUGCUGCUGCCCGGGUGUUCAAACUCUUCCGGACGGAGCAUGGUGAGCUUUUCAACGUCUCCUCAUCCAGCGAGUGGGUUCAAGAUGUGGAGUGGACAGAGUGGUUUGAACAUGACCAAGUAUCUUACACGAAAGGUGGAGAGAAAAUUUCAGACCUCAGGGUCACUCACCCAGGGAAAAUCUGCAAUCGCCCCAUUGAUAUACAGGCCACUACAUUGGAUGGAGUCAACCUCACCACUGAGGUUGUCUACAAAAGAGGCCAGGAUUACAGGUUUGUGUGCUAUGACCGGGGCCAAGCCUGCCAGAGCUACCGUGUGCGGUUCCUGUGCGGAAAGCCUGUGAGGCCCAAACUCACCGUCACCAUCGACACCAAUGUGAACAGCACCAUCCUGCAUCUGGAAGACAAUGUACAGUCAUGGAAGCCUGGGGACACCCUGGUUGUUGCCAGUACCGAUUACUCCAUGUACCAGGCAGAAGAGUUCCAGGUGCUCCCCUGCAGAACCUGUGCCCCCAACCAGGUCAAAGUAGCAGGCAAGCCAAUGUACCUGCACAUCGGGGAGGAGAUCGAUGGUGUGGACAUGCGUGCCGAGGUGGGACUCCUGACGAACAUCGUGGUGAUGGGGGAGAUGGAGGAUGAGUGCUACCCCUACAGCAACCACCUCUGCAACUUCUUUGACUUCGACACCUUUGGGGGCCACAUCAAGUUUGCACUGGGAUUCAAGGCCGCACACCUGGAGGGCGUGGAGCUGAAGCACAUGGGCCAGCAGCUGAUUGGUCAGUACCCAAUUCACUUCCACCUGGCAGGCGACGUGGAUGAAAAGGGAGGCUACGACCCGCCCACGUAUGUCAAGGAUCUCUCCAUCCACCACACGUUCUCCCGCUGUGUCACUGUCCACGGCUCCAAUGGCUUGUUGGUCAAGGAUGUUGUAGGCUAUAACUCUUUGGGCCACUGCUUCUUCACGGAAGAUGGGCCAGAAGAGCGCAACACUUUUGACCACUGUCUCGGCCUCCUCGUCAAGUCUGGAACCCUCCUCCCCUCUGACCGCGACAGCAAGAUGUGCAAGACGAUCACGGAGGACUCCUACCCAGGGUACAUCCCCAAGCCCCGGCAGGACUGCAAUGCUGUGUCCACCUUCUGGAUGGCCAAUCCCAACAACAACCUCAUAAACUGUGCUGCUGCAGGAUCCGAGGAAACUGGAUUCUGGUUCAUUUUUCACCAUGUCCCGACGGGCCCCUCGGCCGGCAUGUACUCCCCGGGUUAUUCAGAGCACAUUCCACUGGGGAAAUUCCUCAACAACCGAGCACACUCCAACUACCGGGCUGGCAUGAUCAUAGACAACGGGGUCAAAACCACCCAGGCUUCUGCCAAGGACAAGCGGCCCUUCCUCUCCAUCAUCUCUGCCAGAUACAGCCCCCACCAGGACGCCGACCCACUGAAGCCCCGGGAGCCAGCCAUCAUCAAACACUUCACCGCCUACAAGAACCAAGAUCACGGGGCCUGGCUGCGUGGCGGGGACGUGUGGUUGGACAGCUGCAAGUUUGCUGACAAUGGCAUUGGCCUAACCUUGGCCAGUGGUGGAACCUUCCCCUAUGAUGACGGCUCCAAGCAGGAGAUCAAGAACAGCUUGUUUGUCGGCGAGAGUGGCAAUGUUGGCACAGAGAUGAUGGACAACAGGAUCUGGGGUCCUGGUGGCUUGGACCACAGUGGAAGGACCCUCCCCAUAGGCCAGAAUUUUCCCAUCCGAGGCAUUCAGUUUUAUGACGGCCCCAUCAACAUCCAGAACUGCACUUUCCGCAAGUUCGCAGCCCUGGAGGGCCGGCACACCAGCGCCCUAGCCUUCCGUCUGAACAACGCCUGGCAGAGCUGCCCCCACAACAACGUCACCAACAUCGCCUUUGAGGAUGUCCCGAUUACUUCCAGAGUUUUCUUCGGGGAGCCCGGGCCCUGGUUCAACCAGCUGGACAUGGACGGGGAUAAGACAUCGGUGUUCCACGAUGUGGACGGCUCCGUGUCCGAGUACCCAGGCUCCUACCUCACCAAGGACGACAACUGGCUGGUCCGGCACCCAGACUGCAUCAACGUUCCGGACUGGAGAGGCGCCAUCUGCAGCGGGCGCUAUGCGCAGAUGUACAUUCAGGCCUACAAGACCAAUAAUCUGCGGAUGAAGAUCAUCAAGAAUGACUUCCCCAACCACCCUCUCUACCUGGAGGGGGCCCUGACCAGGAGCACACACUACCAGCAGUACCAGCCAGUCAUCACCCUGCAGAAGGGCUACACCAUCCACUGGGACCAGACCGCCCCCUCUGAGCUCACCAUCUGGCUCAUCAACUUCAACAAGGGUGACUGGAUCCGAGUGGGACUCUGCUACCCCCGGGGCACCACCUUCUCCAUCCUCUCAGACGUCCACAAUCGCCUGCUGAAGCAGACAUCCAAGACAGGCAUCUUCGUGAAGACCUCACAGAUGGACAAAGUGGAGCAAAGCCACCCUGGCCGCAGCCACUACUACUGGGACGAGGACGCAGGGCUGCUUUUCCUGAAGCUGAAGGCUCAGAAUGAGAGAGAGAAGUUUGCCUUCUGUUCUGUGAAGGGCUGCGAAAGGAUAAAGAUUAAAGCUCUGAUCCCAAAGAACGCAGGCAUCAGCGACUGUGCGGCCACGGCCUACCCCAAGUUCACGGAGAAGGCCAUCGUGGAUGUGCCCAUGCCCAAGAAGCUCUUCGGUUCUCUGCUGAAGACAAAGGACCACUUCCUGGAGGUGAAGAUGGAGAGUGCCAAGCAGCGCUUCUUCCACCUGCUGAACGACCUGGCGUACAUCCAAGUGGACGGGAAGAAGUACCCCAGCUUCGAAGACGGCAUCCAGGUGGUGGUGAUCGACGGGAAGCAAGGGCAGGUACUGAACCACACCGGCUUCAGGAACGCCAUCCUGCAGGGCAUCCCCUGGCAGCUCUUCAAUUACGUGGCGACCAUCCCCGACAAUUCCAUAGUUCUCAUGGCAUCAAAGGGAAGAUACAUCUCCAGAGGCCCGUGGACCAGAGUGCUGGAAAAACUCGGGGCACACAAGGGGCUCAAACUGAAAGAGAAAAUGGUAUUCGUCGGCUUCAAAGGCAGCUUCCGGCCCACCUGGGUGACCCUGGACACUGAGGACCACCAUACCAAAAUCUUCCAAGUGGUGCCCAUCCCGGUGGUGAGGAAGAAGAAGCUGUGAGGACCGCCGCCACCCUGUGCACCCCCACAGUGGACCCUGACACUGGAGUCUGGGCAGCAGCCCGGGGCAGCAAGGCCGGUUCCCACAGCCCCAGUCUGGCAGCUGCCGGGGAAGGCCACGUGUCAGCCCUGAUGGGCCAGGGGGCGGCUUCCGAGCCCCCUGGUGCUGCCGCCCGUCCCCCUCAAGUGUCUACCUGCAGCCCCCGGGGCCAUGUGGGCUGAUGCUGCAAACCUUCUCCUCCCUGCAGCCUCCCGGGGGCCUCUCUGUCUGUGCCUCUGCAGUGGGGGCUGUGGGGGCCACAGGGAGCCCUGGGCUCUACUGGCAAAAAAGGUCCCCUUUGGCAGGAGUUCUGCUCCAGCUGGGAGGAAACCUGGGGGUGGGAGGGCACGGUCGCUCACAGAUCUCCAUGCUCUCCAGCUCAGUGUUAGGGUGGGAGGUGCAGGAAGGAUCCUCAUUCCUGUAGGCAGGACCUGACCUCCACUGGGUUCAGAGCUCGGGCGUAGACAGAGCCCACCAAGAUGGAACCAGCUGCCCUCGGGGAGGACGAGCCUGCCUCCGGAGGAGGUCAGCCUCUCAGGAGACUUGGCGCCCAGGCCAUGAGCUGGACUAGGUGACUUUUAAAGGCCCUUUCAGUUCUGAGAGCCCAGAAGUCUGUGGCUUCUCAUGUUGUGUCUGGAGUCCAGCAGUAGGCGAGAACAUUCUUCUCAGCUGACAUCCAUGAUGCUGGGCGCUCCGGGCAGGCAGGAUGGAGGCGUGAGAAGCAAGGCCCAGGGUGAGGGGCUUGGCUGUCUGGUGCAACAGAUGGUCAGUGUAAGUGCCUUCUGAUGCUAGGCAGAGAAUCCUGAGAGGGCUCCCAGGAGGGAGAGAAAGGGUUUAUGUGCUCGGGUGGGUCUGGAAGCUUCUUGCAGGAGAGGCCCUGGGCUCGUAGGGUUGAAGGGCAGGGGGCUUAUGGGUGGCAGGGAUGGGGCAGCCUCUGGAGCAUUCAGAGGCUGAGCCCUUCCUGCCGAAGCUGGAUGACUUCAAGGUGGCCCAUUGCCCUGGACUCGCCGCCCCACCCAUAGCAGAGAAGCAUGCAUCAGAGGGAUGCUGGUGGGCCCCUGACACCCAGAAUGUGGGCCAGCCGGCCCCACCUAUGACUCCAACAGAGGCUGGAGUCAAGUCGAGAAGGGUGGGCUCCUCCAUGGGGGGCCCAUCUGCUCCUCACUGGGGAGCCCCCAAGAAGCGCUCACACCUCAGGGUGCCUGGGCUUUCAGAGCCAGAAAGGGCCUUAGGAGACACCUAGUCCAAAGCCUUGGUUGUAGAGAUGGGACGAUGAGACUCCAAGAAGGGGAAGAACCACACGGCCAGAACAGGGCCAGGACGGGAGCCCCCACUCCCCACACUCACUGCCACACCACGCUGCCUCAACUGCCAGCCGGAGGGGCCAGACACUCCUGAAGGACAAGCCCCCUAGAAGGGAGGAAAGAUGAGACUAGAGAGUUGUUAGCCAGGACUGUUUCUGCCCCGGGCCCCUCACCGUGCACACAAGGGCUCCCUCCUGUGGGCUCUGGAGGCCCUGCAGCCUCCAUUUGGCUCAAACUUACCAGCCCUCUGGAGGGGCGCCCAGCCACCGCAAUAACUGCACUGGUGCUAUCUGCAUCUGCAGGUCCGCAGGCGCGCCCAGCAGACAGUGUCAGGCCACCCUGACACAUCUUUGGAGAGCUGGCUAGGUGGCUCUCCCGGGUCCGUCCACCUCAGGCCCUCUUGGAGAACUGCCCACCUUGGAGAGCCAGGAGAGCUCUGGAAAAGGAAAACUCUGUCUGUGGUUUAUACUCUCUCGUGAGACCCCAGGGUCACCCUGGGUCUCAUGAUGACCGUGUCUGUCCCUUCUCCUGCCCCAGCCACAAACUCCUUCCCUUCUUGUCCUCAUCUGUUCAGCUGCACCCAGUGAGGCUCAGCCUUAAGUCCACCCCCCGCUCCCAGGGUGAGCCAGUCGCCAAAGAGGUUUUUCCCACUAAAUAAGUCUUUCAGCUGCUAGGGGGUGACGGUGGGACUCUGCCUCUAAGGACACGGCAGCUUCAGAGGCCCGAGUCCCUGCAGGGACCUCUUCCAGGAAGAUCAGAGGCCGUGGGGAGGAGAGUUCAGAUGACCUCAUGUUCUUUUCGUCUACAGUCCUGUUGAGUUUUUCUAAACUCUUAACGCAAGGGUCUCACACUGUGAACCACUUAGGGUGCGAUCACUUCCGAUGGCCAGGAAUAUUGACUGUCUUUGGUUCAGUUCAUGGAAAGAAAAUAUCUAUUUGAAAAUCCUCAGAGUUGUACAUUUGUCAAACAGCACAAGAUCUGUGCAUAUAACGUUCCUUCCAAAACCAUUCACCAAGAGCCCGUGUCUGGGCAUGUUCUUGGUAGCACAAAUUUUCUUACUGCUUAGAAAAUUGUUCUUGUUGUUCUUUCUGUUUGGAAGCCUCAAGAUGAGUUAGGCCUUAAAAAAAAAAAAAAAAAAAACACUCCUCUGAAAUGCUUGUCUUUUUCCUGUUGCCGAAAUAGCUGGUCCUUUUUCGGGAAUUAGAUGUAUAGUGUGUUUUGUAUGUAAACGUUUCUCGUAGGCGUCACUAAGAACAAAGAUAUAUUUUCUAUUUAUUUAUUCUAUUAUGCACUUCGAGAAAUUGUUGUCGGAGAAAUGAAGAAUCGUCUUAAAUGUCUUAUUUGGGUAUGUCCUUUGGACCGCUUGAAAGGGGUGUGUGUACCCAGGGCCUUCUGCUUGCAGCAGACAUCGGCUCUGGUUUGGAAAAUCUUGCUGUACUGUAGUAAACGUAAAAAGGAUGUCAUCCA
Molecule: messenger RNA, 7143 nt
Organism: Capra hircus (goat)
Lineage: Eukaryota; Metazoa; Chordata; Mammalia; Artiodactyla; Bovidae
Gene: CEMIP
Product: cell migration inducing hyaluronan binding protein
Source: RefSeq, a predicted model, not a curated record